Messenger RNA from Caenorhabditis remanei, 4158 nucleotides. RefSeq lists its product as uncharacterized. The coding region runs from base 1 to 4158 and encodes 1385 amino acids. Gene Ontology annotation, biological process: smoothened signaling pathway. Gene Ontology annotation, cellular component: plasma membrane. The transcript is spliced from 12 exons. The record is from RefSeq and is a predicted model, not a curated record. Lineage: Eukaryota; Metazoa; Nematoda; Chromadorea; Rhabditida; Rhabditidae. Gene Ontology annotation, molecular function: hedgehog receptor activity; smoothened binding; hedgehog family protein binding.
AUGUCUUCUGAGGAGAGGACAUCACUACUGGUAGACGCAAAACAUUGUAUUCGUAAUGUUAUUGAUAAGACUCAGAAAAAGUUCCUCGAAAACCGUCUGAUAGGGAAUUUCGAUUCAGAAGACUUCUCAGAUGCAUGGAAGAAGAAGUUCGCUCAUGCACCCACAUGGUGUGAUGCGGAUAUGUCACUUCAACAGAUUAAUCGGGGCAAGGCAACCGGAAACCGAAUCGCUCUCUAUGCCAGAGCAUUCUUCCAGUUAUGGCUCUUCAGAAUUGGUUGUUUUGUACAGCGAUACGCGUGGUGGACUAUUCUGAUAAGUAUGAUCCUGUACUGUCUAUGUCUAGGAGGUCUUCAACACGUUGUCAUCGAGACCGAUCUCGUGAAGUUGUGGGUGUCAGAAGGAGGUCGAUUAAAUGAGGAAAUGGAUUAUUUGGGACAAGUGAAACAUGACAGGGAAACUGGACAACUUCAUCAUGUCCAUAAAAUCAAGAGAGAUAUCGAAAAAGCGACAAAACCAGCGACGCCUGCUCCAGUAAAGGCAGAGACGAGGAGAGGUCCGGAGUUGCCGAAAGAGAAUGGACUAGGAGGAGGUUUUCAGGUAGUCAUCCAAACCCCGUCAUUCGAAGGUGAAAAUGUUUUAUCGAAAGAAGCUCUCCAAAAACACACUAAGCUUAUGCAAGAGAUCGCUGGUUAUGAAGUUCAUAUGUUCAAUGAGACCUGGACCCUAUCCGACAUUUGUUUCAAACCACCAGGCCCAUCUUUCAACAGUGGACCACUCGCUGGAAUCAUGUCGAAACUUCUUGACAAAAUCAUCCCUUGUAUCUGGAUUACCCCUGUUGAUUGUUAUUGGGAUGGAGCUAAAGCGUUGGGGCCGAACCCACCAUUGAAUUUGGGACCAGAAGUGUCAAGUUUUAUUUCUUCCCUUCCACCUGGAAAUGUGACUUGGAAGAAUUUGAAUCCGACCUCAGUCAUCAAAGAGGUGGGAGCUCUCUUCGAUUUGGGACCAAUCGGAAAUUUCUUCGAAAGAGCUGGAAUCGAUGGAGCAUAUCUCGACAGACCAUGCAUUGAUCCAUUAGAAGAGGAAUGCCCCAAAUCUGCACCAAACUAUUUCGAUAGAUGUGCUGCUCUCACAAAGUUCAACGAGUGGAAUUUGGCAAAAUCUAUGAGUGAGCAGGUCACAUUGGAGCGCAAAAUCAUUAAGAAGGAGGAAGAAACUAAGGAUAUUGCCGAGUCGAUUCUCAGUGAUAUUUUUGGCAAGAAAAGAAGAAAGAGACAAGCUGAAACUGACGGAGAUGAAGCAACUACAGCAGCAACGUCUGCCACCAAAAAAUCAGCUGGAGACUCCAAGAAGGACGAUGAUUACUAUGCAUAUGAAGAUGAUGCGGAUUAUAUCAACGGUCUUGGAAACACAACGAAUCCGAAGAAAGAUGCAGAGAAGGAAGCGAAGAACACGCUUUGUCUGGAAUACGGAGGCUCUCUUCUCAAAUGGAUGCAAGAGAAUCCAAAUAGAUUAGGAGAGUUUUUGACAAAGGAGGAGAUGCCAAAGUAUCCAAAUUAUGGAGAUGUAAUGACCGGAGGAUGUAAGGGAUUCGGAAAGAAGAUCAUGGAAUGGCCAGAGGAUCUGAUCAUCGGAGGAAUCGAGAGAGAAAAUGGAAAGCUGGUGUCAGCAGAGGCCCUACAAUCGGUGUUCUUGGUGUCGAGUCCAUAUGAUGUUUUUGUGAGAAUUAAGAAUGACAAAACCGACAGCCACCCGGGCCUCAACCGCCACCAUUUCCAACCAUGGAUGGCCGGAGAGAUCAUCACUUCAUGGCAGAGAAAUUUCACCAAGAAACUCUACGGUCACGAGGCUAAUAAAGAGCAAAGAGUGUUCCAUCCACUUGCUUCCACUUCCAUCGCUGAUAUGUUAGAAGAGUUCUCCCAAUUCAACUACAUGAUCAUCGUCAUCGGAUACGUUCUCAUGGUCAUCUAUGCUGCAUUCACUCAAGGAAGAUUCCAAGGAUGGUGGCUCGCUGUUCAAUCGAAUGUCGCCUUGGCUAUCGCUGGAGUCAUUUUGGUUACAUACUCCUCGAUUUGUGGAUUAGGAUUUGCCACUCAUUUGGGUAUCAACUUCAAUGCUGCAACAACUCAAGUAGUACCUUUCCUUUCACUCGGAUUGGGUAUUGAUGACAUGUUCUUGUUGCUCCAUAACUACGAUGAAAUCAUUAAUAUCUGCGACAAAAAUGAAAUCGGAGUACUGUUGAAAGAGACUGGAAUGUCGGUCAUGCUCACCUCGAUCAACAAUAUUCUUGCAUUCAUCUCCGGAUACGUUCUUCCGAUUCCUGCUCUGAGAUCGUUCUGCUCUCAAACUGCAAUCCUUCUGCUCUUCAACUUGAUCUUCCUUAUGUUCAUUUUCCCAGCAAUGAUUGGAAUCGACUUGAGAAGACAAAGAAAAGGAAAGAGAGAUUUGGCCUACUGUAGCAGAGGAACUCCACAGAUGCCAGCGAGCCAGAGUGUGCCAAGCAAUGUUUCCAAUAUGUCAUCACGUGCUGAGUUGCAAGGAUAUGGCAAGCAGAACGAAGAGUUCAGACGAUACGAACCAUGGUACACCGUCGGAGGAUUUCUCAACAAUAUCUAUAUCCCAGCUCUCAAGAAUAAUGUUGUCAAGGCCGUAAUUCUCAUCGGAACCGCCACUGCAGUUGUCUUCGGUCUCUACGGAAUGUCUACAUCUGUCCUGGGACUCGAGCUGGCUGAUAUCCUUCCAGAACACACUCCACCAGCAGCUUUCCUUCGUGCACGUGAAAAGUAUUUCUCUUUCUAUCCAAUGUUCGCUGUGCUUCGUGGAAAUGAAAUCGACAUUCCUCAUCAACAACAACUGAUUGAAGAGUACAGACAACAACUGGGAGCAUCCAAGUUUAUGAUCAAAGCAGAAGGCAAACUUCAACCAUAUUGGAUGUCUAUGUUGAGAGUGUGGCUUCAGUCUUUGGAUAAGGCAUUGGAAAAAGACUUGGCAGCUGGAAAGUUUGAUUUGACAAAUGGAAAUCCGAUAAAGGUGAAUGGAGAGAAACCAUCCCCAGAAUCCAUGAUAGCAGCGAGACUUGUCUGCUCCUUCGGCAACACUUACAACUGUGAUGGAAGACUUGGAAAGAUGAAAAUGGUAGAUCAAAACGAGAUUAUCAAUCCAGAAGGAUUCUACAACUAUUUGACUGGAUGGUUCAACGUGGAUAACAUGAUGUACUACGUAUCCCAGGCAUCAUUCUACCCAGCACCACCUGGAUGGGAGUACAACGAGAAGACCGCAAAGGUUGUCCCACCUUCUGAGCCACUUCUGUAUUCUCAGAUGCCAUUCUAUCAAAAUGAUUUAGUGGAUACUCCAGCUAUUGUGAAAAUGAUUGAAGAGAUUCGUGCCACUUGCGAGGAAUAUACAGAGAGAGGACUUCCAAAUUAUCCAUCUGGAAUUGCCUUCACUUUCUGGGAGCAAUAUUUGUCGUUGAGAUUCAACUUGUUCAUGGCUAUCUUGAUUAUCGCCGCCGCCGUCUUCACUGUCAUCUCGAUUCUCAUGUUCAACCCAUGGGCUGCUACAUUGAUCAUGUGUAUCGUCGUCAUCACCACCAUUGAGCUCGGAGGAUUCAUGGGUCUGAUGGGAAUCAAGAUGAAUCCCAUCUCAGCCGUCACCCUCAUCUGUGCCGUCGGAAUAGGAGUUGAGUUCACUGCUCACGUUGAGCUGGCCUUCCUGACAGCUCUCGGAACCAUCGAUCAACGUCUUGAGUCGUGUCUCCGACACAUGUUCGUUCCAGUAUACCACGGAGCGAUUUCUACAUUCCUCGGAGUCGUCAUGCUCAUCUUCUCUGAAUUCGACUUCGUUGUCACCUAUUUCUUCUACACAAUGACACUUCUUGUGGCGUUGGGAGUGUUCAACGGAUUGUGUGUACUUCCUGUCAUUCUGACGUUGGUUGGACCAGAUCCGGAGUUGACGCCUACAAGUGGAGACUCUGUGCUGCCACCGCCGCCUCCAUUGAGGCAGCAGAAUGCGGAAAAGGAGGCGUACGGAGGUGGAGGAGCAGAAGGUGGACUGAGGAAACGAAAAGAGAAGAAACAGGCGGAGGUCGAAAUGUCCGCCCGUGACUCUCCAUCAACAUCCUCAGCAUCCCACUCAUCCGACGAGGAAGCCACUUCAAAAUAA